CAUUCAGACAUCUUGCAGCGACAUCCAGUCAACAGAGAUCAUGGACCUCAUCAAACCCCUCCAGAGCAUCUACUUCAUGUUCGACAAGAUGAAGGACAAUAAUCAGACCUGCCCUCACGUUCUGGAGAGACUCAAAGCCCUGGAGAAACUGGCUCUUUUCAUCCUACAGAAGGAGUCGGAGCAAAUCUCCGAUGACGUGAACGAAGCGUUGGGGAAACUCAACAAGGUUCUGCUGUCAGCUGAUGAGCUCAUCAAGAAAUUCAUCAAAUCCUUGGAGCAGACAUUCAACGUGAAAGACUACAAACCAGAGUUCGAAACCCUGAACAAAAGCCUCACUGAUGCCUUCGUGACCCUCUCAGCGGCCCUGCAUGCCAAACAGGGGAAGAUGCUGGACAAGCAAGAGACACAGCUCACUGAGCAGGAGAGCAUGCUCAAUGAGCAGAAGGUCAUGCUCAGUGAGCAGAAGGUCAUGUUGAAAUGGCAGAAGAAGAAGAUGACCGAGACUGGGAGGAAGCUUGCAGAGCAGGAUAGGAAGAUGGCGGAGCAGGAUCGGAAAAUGGCGGAGCAAGAUAUGAAGCUGGCAGAGCAGGAGAGGAAGCUGGGCAAGUUAGAGGACAUGUUGCAAAGAGUGGAGACAAAGUUAGUGUGUGAGAGUAGAAGAAACUGCCCUAUUCUGUAAUGAAGGAGCAUCAGAGUCAGUUGUACAAAAUGGAAGGAAUUUGCAAGGUUUAUGUUCUUUAAUGAUACUAUCAUGUUUAGAAGUAGACCCAAGAGCAAAAAACCUCCUUUUUCUGACCUGAAAAAAUCAAUUAUUUAAAAUUUCUACUUUUCUGUUUUCUGUCUUUUCUGAUUUCUACAGUUUGCAGACGAUGUCCUCCUUCUCACUGGCAAUAACAUCAUGAGGCUUAAAGCAUUUUAUAGAGAAUGAAAAUAUCGUUGCCAACAAACGGACAUCACAUGUAAUUUGUUUACUAUACAUUUUGAUGUAUUUUCAAGAUCAUAAGUACGUUCCAUUACCAUAUAACUCCUGCUCCUUGCAUUACAAUGAUAACGAAGAGAGUUAGAGCCACAUGUGGAUUUUUUUAGGAGAUCUGCCCAAAAGUGACUAACCAGUGUUGUAACAACAGAAGAAAACUGAAAGAGGAGUGCUCUGUAACAAGCAGGUUAUUUUGUUGGAGUUUUAUAGAAAGGAAGGAUACUUUUUGAUCAUGGGUCUCAAUGUUUUACAGGCAGGGUUGCCAAAUUAAGUUUUAUAUUAAACUGGGCCUGCCAUAAAAUGUAAUGCCAUGUAUAAACGAUGAUGUUCAUGGAAGAUUUGACACUAAGAUAGUAAAAUGAUAAAACGUAGCCGUAGUUAACUGCUGUUAUUAAUUAACAAUGAUACAAAGUCCAUUACAAAUAAAACAAUAAGAUACAUUAACCUGCCUACAACUUAACUAAA
Molecule: messenger RNA, 1441 nt
Organism: Trematomus bernacchii (emerald rockcod)
Lineage: Eukaryota; Metazoa; Chordata; Actinopteri; Perciformes; Nototheniidae
Product: WD repeat-containing protein 87-like
Exons: 2
Coding region: 41-679 (212 amino acids)
Biological process (GO): cell surface receptor signaling pathway
Source: RefSeq, a predicted model, not a curated record